AUCUCUUUAUAAGCUGCUGAGCUGUCUGGUCGUGUUCAGUUUCUUUGUCAGCAUUUCUAUUACCACUGCUGUAGGUUUACCCUCACCAGCAGCAUCUCUGCUACCAUGGCUGGAUUAAGAUCUGUUUUAUUCACAUCAUUAUGGAUAUUUUCUCUGGCUGGAGAAGAACAUCGCAAGGUAACAGUGAAUCCUGGAGAAGACGUCCCUCUUCAGUGUCAGGCGUCCAUAAAUGCUGAGAUCAUACUGGUAAAGUGGAGCAGACCUGACCUGAAGUCAAACAAAUAUGUCUUCUUCCUCCGAGAAAACCGCCCAUAUGAGAAGUACCAGCUCCCCUCAUAUCGUGGUCGAGUGAACCUGAGUGAUCCAGAGAUGAAAGACGGAAAUGUUUCUGUUGUUCUGAAGAACGUCAGCGUUUACGACACCGGAACAUAUGAGUGUCGAGUUAUAAUCAGUGAGGGAGAAGAAUCUAAACUCUACAGCACCAUCCAGCUAAAUGUCUCAGUCUCAGCCUCUCUGACUGUGAGUCCCAGCAGCUCUCAGCUGUUUAAAGGACAGCCUGUCUCUCUGAGCUGUGAGGAGGACGACAGCUCUGCUGGAUGGACUCUGAGGAGGAACUCAACCAGAGACACCGGUACUCAGUGUGGAGGCGGCUGGGGAAAUCCUGCCGGUUCCUCCUGUAAAAUUGGCUACAUGGUUCAAUGGGACAGUGGAGUUUACUGGUGUGAGUCCAGAGAGGGAGCAACCAGUAACAGCAUCAACAUCACUGUCACUGGUGGACCAGUGAUCCUGCAGAGUCCUGUCCUCCCUGUGACGGAGGGAGAAGACCUCACUCUGCACUGUAAAACAGAGAUAUCCUCCAACCUCCCAGCUGGUUUCUAUAAAGAUGGCUCCUUCAUCAGGACUGAGCCUGCAGGUCACAUGACCAUCCACCAUGUUUCCAGGUCUGACGACGGCCUCUACAAGUGCAACAUCAGCAGUGUUGGAGAGUCUCCACCCAGCUGGGUCUCUGUCACAGUUCUGACCUCACUGCUGAGCAGCACAACAAACCAAGCCUCUCUGACUGUGAGUCCCAGCAGAUCUCAGAUGUUUAAAGAUGAAUCUGUCUCUCUGAGCUGUGAGGAGGACGACAGCUCUGCUGGAUGGACUCUGAGGAGGAAUACAACCACAAAAACCAGGACUCAGUGUGGAGAUGGCUGGGGAAAACCUGCUGGUUCCUCCUGUAACAUCAGCUACAUGGCCCCAUACCACGGUGGAGUUUACUGGUGUGAGUCCAGAGAGGGAGCAACCAGUAACAGCAUCAACAUCACUGUCACUGGUGGACCAGUGAUCCUGCAGAGUCCUGUCCUCCCUGUGACGGAGGGAGAAGACCUCACUCUGCACUGUAAAACAAAGACGUCCUCCAACCUCUCAGCUGAUUUCUAUAAAGAUGGCUCCUUCAUCAGGACUGAGCCAGCAGGUCACAUGACCAUCCACCAUGUUUCCAGGUCUGAUGAAGGCCUCUACAAGUGCACCAUCAGCAGUGUUGGAGAGUCUCCACCCAGCUGGGUCUCUGUCAGAGAGAAAACAAAGACCACAGGCCCUACUUCAAGCUCUCUGCCACCCCCUGACACCUCAGCUCCGCCCCCGACCUCAGACUGCCUUGUGAUCAGACUGGCCGUCCACCUGGUGGUGCUGUACUGCAUCUCCACUUUCAUCAUGGUGUCUUUUUAUCGACACAGGACCAAAGGAAAUGACCUGCCCGUCUCCGUGGUGAUGACCCCACCCACCCAGGCUGAGGAGGGAUUGGAUGAAGACUAUGAUAAUGACAUCACUGCUGUCACCACGGAGCAUCACUUCUGAACUGAUCUGAGAAGAAGCUCAAAUGUUUCAAGUCCUCAUAAAUCAGGAACAGUGGAAGCCUCAGAAAGCUUCCCUGUGGAUCUCCACAUGUUCUAGUUUGACCUGUAGAUGGAGGAUGUUUACCAAUUUAGUUUUUAGUCCAAAGAUUUGCGAUGAAAAGAGUUUAAACUUGCAGCUUCUUGUAAUGCUCCAGUCUGCAGCGUUUUGAAACCUGUUAGUUUCCACCAAUGAGAUGAGACGGUGUAUCCUCUGCAUUGAGAUGACUCUGGGGCGCUCAUUGAGCCUCCGUCUAAAAUUCUGCCAACAGCUGACAGUUUGAAACAUAGAAAUAAAAUGGAUCAUUUCAUUUCUAUAGUUUGCAGCUGAUUUGACCGUUCCAAAACCAGCCUCUGAAAACGUAACCAUCUGAGUCCCAGCGACACCAUCAGCUUGUUUUAGUCGAGCUGAAACGGGCCGCUUCAGAUGUUACGGUUUCUUCUCGUUGCAAACUUUGCUCUGAACUGGACUUUAGUAGCAGAUAGUUGUUCAGGUUCUGCUGUAAGUCGUGUUGUUGGUCAUGUCUUAGAUGCCAAGUUUUUAAAUCUCUUCAGAUCAAAUCAAAUAAAAUGAUGAGCAUCUUU
This is a messenger RNA of Sander lucioperca (pikeperch), 2459 nucleotides long. Its product is annotated as low affinity immunoglobulin gamma Fc region receptor II-b-like. The record is from RefSeq and is a predicted model, not a curated record. Gene Ontology annotation, molecular function: transmembrane signaling receptor activity. The transcript is spliced from 9 exons. Bases 106 to 1839 code for a protein of 577 amino acids. Lineage: Eukaryota; Metazoa; Chordata; Actinopteri; Perciformes; Percidae. Gene Ontology annotation, biological process: cell surface receptor signaling pathway.